This is a messenger RNA of Daldinia decipiens, 675 nucleotides long. RefSeq names its product Skp1-domain-containing protein. Lineage: Eukaryota; Fungi; Ascomycota; Sordariomycetes; Xylariales; Hypoxylaceae. Gene Ontology annotation, molecular function: cullin family protein binding. Gene Ontology annotation, biological process: SCF-dependent proteasomal ubiquitin-dependent protein catabolic process. Gene Ontology annotation, cellular component: nucleus; cytoplasm. The record is from RefSeq and is a predicted model, not a curated record. The transcript is spliced from 2 exons. The coding region runs from base 1 to 675 and encodes 224 amino acids.
AUGGCUUCUGGAAACACAGAUAAGCUUAGCCUCCGCUCCCACGAUGGCAAUGUUGUUCAAAUUAGCCGCACGGCUGCCCGUUUAUCUGAGGUCCUUUCGGACAUGAUGAACGAUGUCGGCGAGGAGGGUACCACUGAAGUCCCUAUCUCCGUAGUUAGCUCACCGACCUUGAAUAUCGUCGUUGAAUGGUGCGAGGCCACGGCCGUAAAGAAAGCUCAGGAAGAGGCGAGAAAUGAAGCAGAGAGGAUUGCAAAAGAGAAUCGUCGAAAUGCGCGAAAGGAGGCCCGAGAAGCACGUGAAGCGGAUCGAUUGCAGCGCGAGGCCCAAGGUGAGGAGGUCGGACCCCCGGAGCCAGCCAACGAUGACUCGGAGAGCGACCAUGAACCCAUCGUGUCCACUGUCUAUGAAAAGCCCGCCACCGUGAUUCCCGCAUGGGACAAGGCGUUCCUAGGUAGGCUCACUAAAGACCAGCUGUUCGACCUAAUCGUAGCCGCGAACUUCUUCGAUAUCAAUGGGCUCUUCGACUACUGCGCCAAGUCGAUUGCGACGACCGUCGAGGAAAUGUCGACUGAGCAGAUGCGUGAGUACUUCGGAGUUGAAAACGACUUUACCCCGGAGGAAGAGGAACAGCUUCGGAUGAAAGACGAACCAAUCAGCAUAUUCACUAUGCCUUAA